AUGAGAGGAAGCACCGAAUCCGGAUAUGCGAAGUUGCCUAGAAGUCUUAGGAAAAUAGAGCAGUCAAACCCUAGAAGUGUCGUUGACGUUGUUGUUGAUGACGACCAUAGGUUUAAGUACCUUUUCAUAUCUUUCGAUGCUUCAAUCCGUUGUUUCUAUUACGUGAGGCGCGUUAUUGUGGUUGAUGGGAUCCAUCUCAAUGGCAAGUAUGAAGGUGUAUUGCUAGUCGCUUGCGCACAAGAUGUGGUUUCGGAUAGGCUCAUUUCUAUUGCUAAAGCAUGUCACAAUGUUAUGCCAUGGGCAACACGAGGGAUAUGUUACUACCAUCUCCAACAAAACAUAAUUUCUAAUUUCAAUGGGAAGCAACUGAUGUACUUGGUGAAAGGGGCAGCAUAUGCACAUACGCAUGAUGAUUACAACCGCUACAUGGCCUCACUUACACAACGAGAUAGAUACAACAUCAAGACUAGUAACAUUGCGGAAUCUAUCAAAUCCAUGCUAAAGAAAGCCAAAGGUUAUCCCAUCACAUAUCUCAUUGAGUUUAUUACGAAAAAGUUAGGUAGGUGGUAUUGGAAAAGACGAGAGGAUGCACUGAAUCUGACAACUACUUUUAGUCGGGGUGUUGAGUACUUAUUGGCCGUAAGGGAGCAUUACGCAGAUAUGAUGACGGUCGAACGCAUAGAUGGUUGGCGUUUCCAAGUUAGGGGAGGGCAACAUGACUGUAUGGUUGACUUGGAAGCAAAAUCUUGUUCAUGUGGGGUGUUUGAUGUUGAGAAAAUACCUUGUUCACAUGCAAUUAAGGCUACCAAGUCAAGUGGUUGGCAUAUGUCUACCAUGACUGAUCAUCCUUACUAUAGAAAAGAUUUUGUGUAUGCGUCGUACGCGGCUAAUAUCAUGCCCAAUGUCGAGCACGAUCCAAUUGGGACAGAUAUCCGAUGUAUACCUCCCGUACCGAAGUGUCGGCCUGGUAGGCAAAAGAAGUCUUGUUGGCUUACAUGGCAAGAACUGUCACGUAAAAAAGGGAGCAAGCCGAAAGGCUCAUAA
Molecule: messenger RNA, 1044 nt
Organism: Camelina sativa (false flax)
Lineage: Eukaryota; Viridiplantae; Streptophyta; Magnoliopsida; Brassicales; Brassicaceae
Source: RefSeq, a predicted model, not a curated record